Molecule: messenger RNA, 1152 nt
Organism: Helicoverpa armigera (cotton bollworm)
Lineage: Eukaryota; Metazoa; Arthropoda; Insecta; Lepidoptera; Noctuidae
Product: mitochondrial inner membrane protease ATP23 homolog
Exons: 5
Coding region: 241-1023 (260 amino acids)
Biological process (GO): mitochondrial proton-transporting ATP synthase complex assembly; mitochondrial protein processing
Molecular function (GO): metalloendopeptidase activity
Source: RefSeq, a predicted model, not a curated record
GUCAAAGUCAAAUGAUACGAUACAAUAACAUUACGAUUUCUUGUGGAGUAUUGUGUAAUUUCAAUUAAAUUCAGUAGCAUGAAAUUUAUUAUCACUGAAUUAUAAUCACCAAAGGCACUGAAACAUAUUCGACAAUAAAUAUAAUAUUUCUUCACUUAGGAAAAUCAAGGUUUCAUUGAUAAGUUUUAGAGGAAAGUUAAGAUAACCUUACUAAUAAAUCUACUGUGAUUUUGUGAAAAAAUGACUGAAGAUAAUAAAAACCCGGCAUCAGAAACGAAGACUACAUCAGACAAUAGUAAUAAAAGCCAAACAAGUACUGAACCGAAGAAAGAGGAAGCAUGGGGUUACGACCUGUAUCCCGAAAGACGCGGUACUUUUAAUGCUAAGUGGAGUAAUAUUCUGAUUGGUAAGGAAGGAAAGGAAAAUAUAGAUAAGUUCAAGUGCGAGCAGAACGUUUAUGAAUGUGUUAAAAACAGUUCUAUCGUUAAGGUUAUGAUGGCAGCUCUUAAAAGUUCUGGUUGUCCUAUUGAUAUUCGGCGACAUAUAUCAUGUGAAGUAUGUGACUACUCUGUUAGCGGAGGAUAUGAUCCGGAAUUGAACCAGAUAGUUGUGUGCCAAAAUGUAUCAACUCGUCAAGGUAUGGUCCAAGGAGUUCUCGCUCAUGAGAUGAUCCAUAUGUUUGACUACUGCCGGAACCAGCUGGACUUCAAGAACAUGGAACAUCUGGCCUGCACAGAGAUAAGAGCUGCUAAUCUUACCCAUUGCUCAUUUGCCAGUGCUUGGUCACAGGGGGAUGCAUCAUGGGGCAAAAUCAAGAAAGCUCAUCAGGACUGUGUCAAAACCAAAGCAUUAUAUUCCGUCCUAGCUGUACGACAAAUAGGUAUGAAAGAAGCUGUAGAUAUCAUAGAAAAAGUAUUCCCGAAAUGCUACGAUGACCUUGAACCAAUAGGGAGAAGAAUAAGAAGGAAUUCUGAUGAUAUGCUGCGUGCUUUCAAGGAAGCUGCGUAUUAUGGAUAUGAAUAGACAAGGUCAUAUACAUCUAGAGAAAGUGUAAGUAGAAAAUUUGUAGAUAGUGUAACAUAUUUAUGUAAAAAGUUAAAACAGAAGUGCAAUGAGGCAAAAAAUAAAACAACUACAACUGAUUUAAAAUAA